Chrysochloris asiatica (Cape golden mole) is the source of this 1511-nucleotide messenger RNA. It is a transcript of the gene CCKBR, whose product is annotated as cholecystokinin B receptor. Bases 168 to 1511 code for a protein of 447 amino acids. Gene Ontology annotation, biological process: phospholipase C-activating G protein-coupled receptor signaling pathway. Gene Ontology annotation, cellular component: plasma membrane. The transcript is spliced from 5 exons. NCBI's taxonomy places the organism in Eukaryota, Metazoa, Chordata, Mammalia, Afrosoricida, Chrysochloridae. Gene Ontology annotation, molecular function: gastrin receptor activity; cholecystokinin receptor activity. The record is from RefSeq and is a predicted model, not a curated record.
GCCGGAGGAGCUUGGAGGCCAGGACGGGAGUUGGGGGCGGGGAGCCGGCGGGCUGGCGGGCGGGCGGAGGGGGCGGGCUCUGGAGUCGGAUCUCAGCGUGAGCAGGUGGAGCGCUGGCGGGAACCCGCCCGGCCCAGCGGAGGGAGGCAUCGGGCCCCGCUGGGGCCAUGGAGCUGCUCAGGCUGAACCGGAGCGUGCCGGGACCCGGACCCGGACCGGGGGCUUCUCUGUGCCGUCCCGGGGGCCUCCUCCUCAACAGCAGCAGUGCCAGCAACAUCAGCUGCGAGUCCCCUCGCAACCGCGGAACCUGGACCCAAGAAUUGGAGCUAGCCAUUAGAAUCACGCUUUAUGCUGUCAUCUUUCUGAUGAGCGUUGGAGGAAAUGUGCUAAUCAUCGUGGUCCUGGGACUGAGCCGACGUCUUCGGACAGUCACCAAUGCCUUCCUGCUCUCUCUGGCAGUCAGUGACCUCCUGCUGGCUGUGGCUUGCAUGCCCUUCACCCUACUGCCUAAUCUCAUGGGCACAUUCAUCUUUGGCACAGUCGUCUGCAAGGCAGUUUCCUACCUUAUGGGGGUGUCUGUGAGUGUGUCCACAUUAAGCCUCGUGGCCAUCGCCCUGGAGCGAUACAGCGCCAUCUGCAGACCGCUGCAGGCGCGUGUGUGGCAGACGCGCUCCCACGCGGCUCGUGUGAUCAUAGCCACGUGGUUGCUGUCAGGACUGCUCAUGGUGCCCUACCCAGUGUACACUACGGUACAGCCAGUGGGGGCGCGUGUCCUCCAGUGCGUGCAUCGCUGGCCCAGUGCACGCAUUCGCCAGACCUGGUCCGUGCUGUUGCUCCUGCUCUUGUUUUUUGUCCCGGGUGUGGUUAUGGCUGUGGCCUAUGGGCUAAUCUCCCGCGAGCUCUAUCUAGGGCUUCGCUUUGACAGUGAUAUUGACAGCGAGAGCCAGAGUCGGGUCCGAAGCCAAGGAGGACUGCAAGAUAGGAAAGGACCAGAUUCUGCCCACCGGAAUGGGCAUUGCCGUCUUGAGACUGGUGAGGACGGUGAUGGCUGCUACGUGCAGCUUCCGCGCUCCCGGCCCGCACUGGAGCUAUCCGCACUGACGGGGCCCUCUCCUGGCCUCCAACCGGUCCAGGCAAAGCUGCUGGCCAAGAAGCGCGUUGUGCGGAUGUUGCUGGUGAUCGUUGUGCUUUUUUUCCUAUGUUGGCUGCCAGUGUACAGUGCCAACACAUGGCGAGCUUUCGACGGCCCUGGUGCGCACCGCGCGCUCUCAGGCGCACCGAUCUCCUUCAUUCACUUGCUGAGCUAUGCUUCCGCCUGUGUCAAUCCUCUGGUCUACUGCUUCAUGCACCGCCGCUUUCGUCAGGCCUGCCUAGAAACGUGUUCACGCUGCUGGCCCCGCCCUCCACGAGCUCGCCCCAGACCACUUCCAGACGAAGACCCUCCCACCCCUUCCAUUGCUUCCCUCUCCAGGCUGAGCUACACCACCAUCAGCACACUGGGGCCCGGCUGA